AUGAACGAUGUUCGCGGAAUGGAGUGUCUUGGUGAAUAUCCUUCUACGGGGGCAGUCUAUAGCCUGGAGCCGCAGGACCCCUUGAUUGCAUCUUCUACGCCCGGUUCAGCAGCUGUUCGCCCGGCGCAAAAGCAGUACCAAGCUCCGGACGCAAUGGUCCGGCAAAGUCUGGACCACCUGCGCCAGAUCACCAGGAGAGGUAGGCCCGCCCAGUCGCUGGUAACGGCUACUGCACCAGUCAUGGGGCAGAACGAAACAAGACCUCCGUCUCCAACUCUGUCCUGGCGCCGGGGACAGCCAUCAGAGCAAGACCAAACACAGGCCGUCAUCGACGCUAUCGUCGGCGCAGAUCCAUCCGCAGCCGCCCGCAUCGGCUACGUCCGCCCUCGUCCGCCGCCCCCCUCAGGCACCGAGCCGGACCCCUUCAAGAAGAAGUACUGCACCUACUGGAUCCGGACCGGCGAGUGCGACUACACCCAGCAAGGCUGCCUCUACAAGCACGAGAUGCCAGACAGGGAGGAGUUGAUGAAGAUCGGCUUCCGCGAAAUUCCGAGGUGGUGGAAGGAGAGGAAUGCGGUCAAGAUUACGAUGGAUCCUAUCGCGCUUUCGAGCAACCGCGAGCCGAGCUGGAUGCGCAGAAGAAUUAUGGAGGUUGAUGAUGAGGCGUCUGAUGCUGACUCUGAGGACGAUGAAUUUGGGGAUGGCGGGCCGACGCGUGCAGUGGUUCCCAGGGGCCCUGUUGCAGUCAUGCAGCCUCGUCAGCGUGUGCCGGCGUCUGCGUCGCAGCGACCGAACACGCCAAUUGACAGCAAGCAAGCCUUUCAAGUACGGCUGGAUCCCAAGGAAAUCAAUGAAGCUGUUGUGACGGCUCAGACAAUCAUGGACCAGCAGCGUCAAGCACUUCCCAAGACAAGCGCCUCCGCAGUCGCAGACGACCUUCUGACGAACUACCCAGCCCUCGUCCCUCUACCAGGUUCGCCGCAACCGCAGCCUCAGCUUGUCACGCCUCCACCGACACCAGCCAAGCACGUCUCUGCAAGAACCGAAACCACUACAUCUCCCGCACCACCCUUCUGCAAAGGCGCCUUCCUCCCCGCCGUCGAUCCUCCAGCCCAGCGUGCCCACACACCCUCCGCAUCCCCCGCCCCAACAUCCACCCGCGGACCCAACCCCCGCAUGAUCCCCAUCGCCGCCGCCGCCGCCGCCUCCCCGUGCGCCUCCUCAGCCGUACACCCAGCCAAAGACCAGCAGCAACACCCCCCACGAACCCCCGCAGCAAUCAGCGCCCUCAUCGACAGCAUCCCGCUGCCGCCCGGCUCUCCCACAAAAUCCACACAGCGUGCGCCUGUCACGGCGGCAGCGGAGCCAGCGCCAGUCGCGGCGCUCCUCCCCUCGCUAGCGGAGGUGAGCGAAGAGGGGAGCGGGGCGAAAAGCGCUACCACGCGUCCGACGGCCCGCGAGGUUGCUGUCCAGCGGAAAUCCAAGCCGGCGAUCCCGCCAGCGGCACGCGGUCUCUUGGCGUCGAGGCACGCGCCUGUGAGUGCGGCCGUGGGCGUGGCCAAGGAACGGGUCACGCAGCCAGGGAUGCGGAGUACGGUGCGCAGUACCGAGAGCAAGGGCAGUGCUGAGCGAACUGCUGCGAAGGGUGCUGAGAGGAGCGAGGUGAGGCAGAGGAGCGAGGCCAGGAGUGGGGAGAGGUUCAGACGGGGUGCUGUGGUUGUGGCUUCGGCGGCUGCUGUUGCAGCUGGGGCUGCAAGUAAGGAAGCUGCUCCCAAGCCGAGGGCUAGGCGGCCGGCGAUCCCGGGGAGUGUGUUUGAGAGGUCGGAGGCCGGGAAGGUUGUUGCGAGGAACGUGAGGAGUUCGCGGCUGUGA
Coniosporium apollinis CBS 100218 is the source of this 1872-nucleotide messenger RNA. RefSeq lists its product as uncharacterized. Gene Ontology annotation, molecular function: metal ion binding. The transcript has 2 exons. The record is from RefSeq and is a predicted model, not a curated record. NCBI's taxonomy places the organism in Eukaryota, Fungi, Ascomycota, Dothideomycetes. Bases 1 to 1872 code for a protein of 623 amino acids.